AUGGCAGAGCCAGAAAUUGUUGUAGCGUCGGGAAUUGAAGACAAUCCUUCACAUCCCGAAGCAUCCAACCAUGAAAGUCAAGUUGAAGGUAUGCAUCCUAAUCCCGGUCAACUCGUUCAGGCUAUUGUGGCCGAUCGAGGCUUUAUUUCCAUGUUAUCCUCGCCAAUAUUGUCGAAUAUCGGCCCACAGUUGAAUAAAAGUCAAGAUGACUCCAAUAUAAAUAGGGCAGUUUCAAACCCAAUACAAACUGUAAAUCCCGGAGUAUCGGACGAUCAAACGGGUAUGUUAAACAAUCAGAUAAAUCCCGGAGUAUCUGACGAUCAAACGGGUUCUGCAAGUGUUAAACGGACAGCAGAAGUUUUUGCCGACUCCGAAGGCGAAGCCAUCAUUCCGACAAAGCGACCUCGUGGUCCAAACACAUUUGACGAAAGCGCAGAGGAAAAUGAUGUCGAAACUGUCGUGAUCGACGACGAAUUUACUUCCCAGUAG
Paramuricea clavata is the source of this 489-nucleotide messenger RNA. NCBI's taxonomy places the organism in Eukaryota, Metazoa, Cnidaria, Anthozoa, Malacalcyonacea, Plexauridae. The record is from the annotation of a GenBank genome assembly.